AUGGCUGUUCUCGUCACCGUUACCACCAUGCUCCUCUUCUUUGCACCCUGCUGCGUGGCGGAGGUGGUGAUCGAGCACGACGAGCACGGGGUCGGUGAUUGGAUCGGUGGCGUGCUGGCAAACAACGGCCGCAUCUACUGCAUGCCAUUCGCGUCAGACUCUGUGCUGAUCAUUGACCCAGCGGCAAACACCACCGACACCACGACCAUCAGCGGCUUCGACGGAAGCAGCGGAAGCGGCGAUUGGGCAGGCGGCGUGCUCGCAGACAACGGGUUGAUCUUCGGGUUCCCCUUUGACGCGGAGACCGUGCUCAUCAUUGACCCAUCGACAAACGCCGUGGAUGCGACCAGCCUUGGCGGGCUGCCAUCAACUGGGAACAAGUGGAUCAGCGGCGUCGCCGCCGACAACGGCCUCAUCUACGCCGUUCCGUGGUCCGCGGCAUCUGUCCUCAUCAUCGACCCAGCGACCAACGCCACGGACACCACGGCCAUACCCGCGUCUGCACCAGGCAUGUUUAAGUGGCGUGGUGUGGUGCAAGCAAGCAACGGCCUCAUCUACGGUGUGCCAAACCAAGCUGAUUCGGUGCUCAUCAUCGACCCUGUGAACAACACCACCGACACGAGGACCGCGUUGGUUGGCAUGCCGGGGGUGCGCAAGUGGCUUGGUGCUGUCCUUGCAGACAACGGUCUCAUCUAUGGCAUUCCCUUCAAAUCCUCGUCCGUCCUCAUCUUCGACCCAGCCACCAACACAAUAGACACCACCACCAUCAACAGUGAUCCCCCUGGCGACGACUACCAGUGGCGGGGCGGCGUGCUGGCCCACAAUGGGCGCAUCUACGCCAUUCCCAGCAACGCACCGGUUGUGUUGGUCAUCGACACGGCCACCAACACGAUCGACAUCACAUCUCUCCCCGUGUCAGAGUCUCUGGACAAGUGGCAAGACGGUGUCCUCGCCAACAACGGCCUCAUCUACGGCAUCCCCUACGUAGCAUCCGACCUGCUUGUCAUCGACCCCGGCUGCUAG
This is a messenger RNA of Salpingoeca rosetta, 1023 nucleotides long. RefSeq lists its product as uncharacterized. NCBI's taxonomy places the organism in Eukaryota, Choanoflagellata, Craspedida, Salpingoecidae. The transcript has 2 exons. The coding region runs from base 1 to 1023 and encodes 340 amino acids. The record is from RefSeq and is a predicted model, not a curated record. Gene Ontology annotation, molecular function: protein binding.